Molecule: messenger RNA, 1216 nt
Organism: Lingula anatina
Lineage: Eukaryota; Metazoa; Brachiopoda; Lingulata; Lingulida; Lingulidae
Product: tRNA-splicing endonuclease subunit Sen34
Biological process (GO): tRNA splicing, via endonucleolytic cleavage and ligation; tRNA-type intron splice site recognition and cleavage
Cellular component (GO): tRNA-intron endonuclease complex
Molecular function (GO): nucleic acid binding; tRNA-intron lyase activity
Source: RefSeq, a predicted model, not a curated record
AAAUCAAAGUUAGUGACCUCCACACACAUCCUGGUAUUUUCAAUAUGUCCGCGCCCUGUUGAAGAUGCCGGUUGAACAGAUUUAGGGAGUAAAACAAUUCUGAUUCAUAUGCUGGAUGGGCUAUAACUAGUUUGUUAUGGCAGCUGAGCCUGUUAAGAUUUCUUUAGUUUCUAACAAGCCCUUUAUUUGGAAUGCAGAAGAUGCAUGUAUAGUCCGUGAGAAGUACCGUAUAGUGGGUGCUCUAGCAGGCUGUCUGUCCAGGGCCCCCAGACAGAACAUACAGCUAGGUCUACCACUACAGCUCUUGCCAGAGGAGGCCAUGCUGCUGCUGCAGGAAGGUUAUGCUCAGCUUGUAAACAGUGACCAGAACGCCAAGCUACCAUCGCCAGAACAAGUGGACAGGUUCCAGAAGAUGAGGGAGGAGAGUUUUAAACAACAGGCAGAAAUAGGCAUAGCAGAAAGAAAGCUGAUCGUCCAGAGAAGACUUGACCAGAUAAAAGAGGGAAGAAAAGCAAAACGGAAGCAGAGACUAGAGAAGAAGAAAGCAAAGGGACAGGAAGUAGAUGAGGAAGAAUUGAGGAGGGAUGAAGACAAACUAGAUGUUGAAGACAUACAGAUCACCCCUAUGGGGCAAGAACAUGCAUUGGUGCAGAUAUUCACAGAAACCCCCUGGGUUGAAGAAGUUGACACAGACGUCAGAUGGGAUUUCCCGUCAACAGAGGAGGAGAGGGUGAGGUACAGGGUGUUCCGUGACCUCUGGAGGAAAGGUCACAGCCUGACCUGUGGCGGGAAAUUUGGUGGAGAUUUCUUGGUGUAUCCAGGAGACCCCAGUAGAUUCCAUUCGUUCUACAUAGCUGUUUGUCUGCUCCAUCAUCAGACAAUGUCCGCCGAGAAAGUCGUGGCAAUGGCGCGUCUGGGCUCCACGGUGAAGAAGACAGUCGUCUUGUGUUCUGUAGACGAUGACGAUGAAUUGACUUACACUUCUUUACAGUGGACAGGAAUUAGUUGAUUAGUGACUGACGAAUGGAUUUGUAAUCCAAAGAGGAAAUUUAUUUAUAAAAGUACAUUUUUUGCUAUGUUCAAUUGCGUAAUAUAGUGGAAUUAUGACAAAAGGGAGUCACCUGAAAAAUUACCCUAUGAAAGGGGGCCGUAGCGAUAGUCCGAAGGUUCAAUAGUCCGAAGGUUCAUUGGUCCGAAUGUUCACUAUAGAACCUUC